Ophidiomyces ophidiicola is the source of this 2067-nucleotide messenger RNA. RefSeq names its product glycogen synthase isoform 1 (gene GSY1). The record is from RefSeq and is a predicted model, not a curated record. The coding region runs from base 1 to 2067 and encodes 688 amino acids. Gene Ontology annotation, molecular function: alpha-1,4-glucan glucosyltransferase (UDP-glucose donor) activity. Lineage: Eukaryota; Fungi; Ascomycota; Eurotiomycetes; Onygenales; Onygenaceae. The transcript is spliced from 5 exons. Gene Ontology annotation, cellular component: cytoplasm. Gene Ontology annotation, biological process: glycogen biosynthetic process.
AUGGCCGAGAACGCCGGCGGACAACCACCACCGCUAAAACGCAAUGUCAAAGACCACGCUUUGUUUGAAAUUUCGACAGAGGUGGCUAACAGAGUCGGGGGUAUCUACUCUGUUUUGAAAUCCAAAGCUCCCGUAACAACCGCAGAAUAUGGGGACCGAUAUACGCUCAUUGGGCCUUGGAACAGAGCUUCGGCCGUCGUUGAAGUCGAGCCCUUGGUACCCUCCAAUCCACAUAUCCUCGGAGCUAUUGAUGCUAUGAAAGAAAGGGGAAUUGAUAUUGAGUAUGGGCGUUGGCUUAUCGAGGGAGCUCCCCGAGUUGUUUUGAUUGACACAAGUGCCGGGUAUAAAUACCUAGAUGAAUGGAAAGGAGACCUGUGGAACGCCGCCGGGAUCCCAUCUCCGCCAGGAGACAGCGAAACAAAUGAAGCUAUUGUUUUCGGUUACUUGGUUGCGUGGUUUCUUGGUGAGUAUAUCUGUAGGGAUGCCAAUCACGCCGUCAUUGCGCACUUCCAUGAGUGGCUGGCAGGUGUAGCCUUACCAUUGACUAAAAAAAGGCGCAUGGAUGUGACCACCAUUUUCACUACACAUGCAACAAUACUCGGCAGAUACCUUUGCGCGAGUUCCGUUGACUUCUAUAAUAAUUUGCAGAACUUCGAUGUCGAUUCAGAGGCAGGUAGACGAGGCAUAUACCACCGAUAUUGUAUCGAACGCGCCGCUGCCCAUUCCGCUGAUGUUUUCACCACUGUCUCUCAUAUCACUGCUUAUGAAAGCGAGCAUUUACUAAAACGGAAGCCGGACGGUGUUCUGCCAAACGGUCUAAAUGUGAAGAAGUUCGCUGCCGUUCAUGAAUUCCAAAAUCUUCAUUCUCAUUCGAAAGAAAAAAUACAUGAUUUUGUUCGGGGCCAUUUCUAUGGCCAUAACGACUUCGACCUCGAAAAUACGAUAUACUUCUUUAUUGCUGGUCGCUAUGAAUAUCGGAACAAAGGAGUAGAUAUGUUUAUCGAAUCCCUGGCUCGCCUUAACGCCCGGUUAAAAGCAGCUGGAUCAACGACCACAGUUGUUGCGUUUAUCAUCAUGCCUGCCCAGACGUCGUCCCUUACUGUGGAAGCUCUCAAGGGCCAGGCAGUCGUCAAAUCCUUAAGAGAUACCUUGGAGAUGGUAGAACAGGGCAUUGGAAAACGGUUAUUUGAGCGAUGUUUGAGCUGGCAUGAGGGUGACAAUAUGCCCGAUGAAAAAGAUCUGAUUACGGCUCAGGAUCGGGUCCUUAUUCGCCGUCGCCUCUUCGCCAUGAAGCGCCAUACCCUACCGCCUAUUGUGACGCAUAAUAUGAUGAGUGAUUCCGAAGACCCCAUUCUGAAUCAGCUCCGAAGGGUCCAAUUGUUCAACUACCCGACAGAUAGGGUGAAAGUGGUUUUCCAUCCAGAAUUUCUGAAUUCCUCGAACCCAGUUCUUCCCCUGGAUUACGAUGAUUUUGUUCGUGGCACAAACUUGGGGGUGUUUCCUUCAUACUAUGAGCCCUGGGGAUAUACUCCUGCUGAAUGCACAGUAAUGGGCGUUCCUAGUAUCACUACUAAUCUUUCGGGUUUUGGAUGCUACAUGGAAGAGUUGAUUGAAAAUUCGGCUGAUUAUGGCAUCUACAUCGUCGACCGCCGUCUAAAAGGUGUGGAUGAUUCUGUUAAUCAACUAACCCAGUACAUGUUUGAGUUUGCUUCCAAGAGCAGGCGUCAACGUAUCAACCAGAGGAAUCGAACGGAGAGAUUAAGUGACCUGCUAGACUGGAAGAGGAUGGGCAUGGAGUAUGUCAAAGCCAGGCAGCUGGCUCUCAGACGAGCGUAUCCUAUGUCCUUUGACCCGGAAGAAGAUUUCCAUGAUAUCAUCGGCGGUACGGAGCAGAAGAUCUCCCGUCCAUUAUCCAUGCCUGGAUCCCCUCGCGACCGGUCAGGAAUGAUGACUCCUGGCGACUUCGCGUCUCUUCAAGAAGGACGAGAAGGACUUAGUACUGACGACUAUGUAUCCUGGAAGCUACCGUAUGUUAUCAAUUUCAUAAGUGUUGUUUAUUGGAUGUAA